Molecule: messenger RNA, 6555 nt
Organism: Cicer arietinum (chickpea)
Lineage: Eukaryota; Viridiplantae; Streptophyta; Magnoliopsida; Fabales; Fabaceae
Source: RefSeq, a predicted model, not a curated record
AUGGGUGCCCUCACAGCAUUAGCUCAGUAUUAUGAUCCUCUUUUAAGAUGUUUCACCUUUCAGGAUUUUCAGUUGGCCCCAACAUUAGAGGAAUUUGAACGAAUAUUGGAUUACUCCCUAGAAAGAGGAAAUCCUUAUCGAUAUACUGGGCAACCAUCGAAGUUGGACACAAUUGCGGAAGUGUUGAAGAUCGACAUAAGAGAGUUGGCAAGUACAAAAGAGGAAAAGGGGGCUAUUCAUGGAUUUUCAAGAAAAUAUCUAGAGCAAAAGUGCCAAGAUUUAGCCGAUAAAAAAGAAUGGAGUACUUUUAUAGAUGUUUUGGCCCUCAUUAUCUACGGUAUUGUUAUAUUCCCAAACCUUGAUAACUUUGUAGAUUUUUCUGCCAUAAAUGUAUUCUUAGCUUUUAACAAACAUAAACAAAACACAGUUCCCGCGAUUCUAGCUGAUAAAGGGUAUCAUGUUGGGGUUAAGAGUAAUCGUGAAUGGGCUCAGAGUAUAGCUAGCCUUACUGGGGAUACAAUUUCAUGGUACUAUAGAGAACAAGGGGUGGAAGAGGUAAUAUGCCGAUGCGGAGAUUUUCCAAAUGUACCUCUCAUGGGAACGAAAGGAUGUAUUAAUUACAAUCCAAUGGUAGCUCUGAGACAACUUGGCUAUCCCAUGUUGGAUAAACCAGAUGAUAGGUCAUUGGAGGCUUUUGUUUUGCACAAUACGGCCUCAAAUGGUCAGGAAAUGCCUGAACCUAUCCUUGUUGCAAAUGAAGAGAUAGAAGAACUCAAAGCAUCAUUGCUAAAAUCUGAAAAAGAGAAAAAAGAGCUACAAGCGGGGUUAGAAAAAGAUGAAACCAUAUACUGGGAGGAGCAUUUCAUGGUGCUGCUUGGGCAAUUGAAGAACAAAGAGAUUUAUAAACAGUUGGAAGAUAAAGGCAAGCAUUGGAAAGAUUUCUUUUCGAAAUUGACAAUGGUAGCUAAUCAGAUAAAAGCUAUUGAGGGGUAUAAUGUUUAUGGCCUUGAAGCUUUCGAUAUGUGUUUGGUUCCUGAUGUGACUAUCCCUGCCAAAUUCAAGGUUCCUGACUUUGAAAAAUACAAGGGCAACACAUGUCCUAAAAAUCAUCUAACUAUGUAUUGCAGAAAAAUGGCAUCUCAUGCUCAUAACGAUAAACUUCUCAUUCACUUCUUCCAAGACAGUUUGAGUGGGGCAUCGUUAAGUUGGUAUAUGCAUCUUGAGCGAAAUCAAAUUCGUUCAUGGAAGGACCUAGCUGAUGCCUUUUUGAAGCAAUACAGGUACAACGUUGACAUGGCCCCUGAUAGGAUGCAAUUGCAAAAUUCACUGAAAAAUGACAACGAAGCUUUCAAAGAAUACGCACAACGGUGGAGGGAAAUGGCCUCACAAGUAGAACCCCCAUUAUCUGAAAGAGAAAUGGUUGGUAUGUUUAUGGAUACUCUCCAGUCGCCUUUUUAUGACAAGAUGAUUGCGAGUAUGUCAUCAAACUUUUCUGACCUUGUCAUGAUAGGAGAAAGGAUAGAAAGUGGGAUGAGGAGCGGCAAGAUCGUAUGUGCAGCAACUAGCGUGAAACGACCCCAGACGACAUUCAUAAAAAAGAAAGAAGGAGACGCUAAUGCUGUAAUGGAGGACAAUCCCAACAUAAUGAGCAAUCCUUUGCCAGGCCACGGGAAUGCUUCUGUGAAUGCCAUUGAAGAUGGGAUAGACCAAUAUGCAAUAGAUGGUCAUAAUCUUAAGUCAACUCCUAGCAAGCCAAAUGCAAUAAUUGUCCAAACACCAAUCCCUUUUCCUUAUGGAAAUACCAAGGCAUUACCAUGGAAAUAUGAAGUCACAUCCCACUUGGCAGAUCAUCAACCAAGUAAUGAUUGUGAACCUAAAGGAACUGAGGUCACUAACAUCUCAGGGAUUGGUGGAAUGACUCGGAGUGGUCGAGUAUACACUCCUGAACAACUUAGGAAAAAGGAGGUUCAUGGAGAAAAAGGGAAAGAAGAUAUGUAUCAUUCCAUAAAAGGACAAGAGACCAGCAUAAAGACGGUGUCUGAAGAAGAAGCUAAUGAAUUUUUGAAGUUUAUCAAGCAAAGUGAAUAUAAGGUGGUGGAUCAGCUAAAUCAAACCCCUUCCAAGAUAUUAGUUCUUUCCUUAUUAUUAAACUCUGAAGCACAUAGAAGAGCAUUGAUGAAAGUUUUAAAUGAAGCCCACGUUACUCAUGAUAUCACUGUCGAUCAGUUUGAUGGAGUUGUCGGUAACAUCACUGCUAGUAGUUGCAUGAGUUUUAGCGAUAAUGAAUUACCAGCUGAAGGGACAGAGCAUAAUAAAGCACUACACAUCUCUGUGAGGUGUCACAAUCAUAUUCUUGCACGAGUGCUAGUAGAUAAUGGUUCAUCAUUAAAUGUCAUGCCUAAAUCAACACUGUCAAAACUAUUUGUUGAGGGAGCCUGUUUGAAGCCUAGUGCUUUGGUGGUGAAAGCGUUUGAUGGAUCUAGAAGACAAGUGAUUGGUGAGAUUGACCUGCCAAUUCAAAUCGGACCCCACAUCUUUGGGAUAACCUUCCAAGUAAUGGAUAUUAAACCGGCGUACAGUUGUCUUUUAGGGAGACCAUGGAUUCAUGCUGCUGGAGCAGUGACAUCCACUCUCCAUCAAAAGCUAAAGUUUACAGUGAACAAUAAGCUGGUAAUAAUAUAUGGGGAAGAAGAUAUGAUAGUAAGUCAUUUAUCUUCUACAGGCUACAUUGAAGACACGGAGGAAGCCAUAGAGACUUUCUUUCAAGCAUUAGAAAUUGUCAAUGUUGUCUUCAUGGGUGAAGGAUAUCGUUUAAAAGAACCAAAACAAUCUACCACAUCAUUGAAGUCUACCAAAUCCAUGUUAGAAGGAGGAGUAUUUCUCAAUUUGGGGAAGUUGAUAGAAAUACCAGAAAAGAACAAUAGGUACGGGUUGGGAUAUGUACCUACUCAAGCUGAUGAAGAAAAGGCUGCGAAGGAAAAAAGAGAAAACAAGGUGACUCGUCGAGAAAACUGGAUACCGAAUUCACAGAAGAUUCCUAUUUGUGACAUUCGUCAAAAUUUUCAAAGCGCCGGAAUAAUAUAUGCUGAUCAGGUGGCUGUUGCGGAAGAGGAUCAUGGUGAUGAUGAUACCCUCAAGCUAGUGUACCCUUGUCCUCCAAACACCAAUCUCAACAAUUGGAAGAUCGAGGAUUGUGAAGACGAUUGUGAGCUUCCCCCAGAACUAGAAAGCUUAAUUGAACGGGAAGCUAAGAUAAUCCAACCCUAUCAAGAACCUGUUGAGGCGAUCAAUUUAGGGACUGGGCAUGAUAAAAAAGAAGUUAAAGUUGGUAUGUCUAUGAAAGAAAGUGAGCGAGAAAAGUUGGUUAAACUUUUAAUUGAUUAUGUGGAUGUCUUUGCAUGGUCAUAUCAGGAUAUGCCCGGGUUAGAUACUAACAUAGUUGAACACAAGCUACCACUAAAGCCUGAAUACACUCCAAUUAAACAGAAGUUGAGAAGGAUGAGACCUGAUAUGUCGCUUAAAAUUAGAGAAGAGGUCAAGAAGCAAUUUGAUGCUGGUUUCUUAGCAGUAGCAAAAUAUCCUCAAUGGGUGGCUAAUAUUGUACCAGUUCCAAAGAAAGAUGGAAAGGUUCGAAUGUGCGUUGAUUAUCGGGAUUUAAAUAAAGCUAGUCCUAAAGAUGAUUUUCCUCUACCUCAUAUUGAUGUCCUAGUGGAUAGCACUGCUCAAUACUCUCUUUUCUCCUUCAUGGAUGGUUUCUCAGGGUACAAUCAAAUCAAGAUGGCUCCCGAAGAUAUGGAAAAAACUACGUUCAUCACACAAUGGGGGACUUUCUGCUAUAAAGUGAUGCCAUUUGGAUUGAAGAAUGCCGGGGCAACCUAUCAAAGAGCAAUGGUAACCUUGUUUCAUGACAUGAUGCAUAAGGAAAUAGAGGUUUACGUGGAUGAUAUGAUCGCAAAAUCUCGAACUGAAGAAGACCAUGUUGUUAACCUUCAAAAGUUAUUUGAGCGACUAAGGAAGUUCAAACUUCGUUUAAACCCUGCUAAAUGCACAUUUGGUGUAAGAUCAGGCAAAUUACUUGGGUUUAUCGUUAGUCAAAAAGGGAUAGAGGUGGACCCAGAUAAAGUAAGAGCAAUACAAGAAAUGCCGGCUCCACGCACUGAAAAAGAAGUUCGUGGCUUUUUGGGUAGAUUGAAUUACAUUGCAAGGUUUAUAUCGCACCUCACCGCUACAUGCGAGCCGAUUUUCAAAUUGUUGCGCAAAGACCAAAAGGUUGAAUGGAAUGAGAAUUGUCAAAAAGCUUUCGAAAAGAUUAAGCAGUACUUAUCAAAACCUCCCAUCCUAGUGCCUCCUGUUCAUGGGAAACCACUUAUUAUGUACUUAACAGUACUUGACGAGUCAAUGGGCUGCGUACUGGGGCAGCAUGAUGAAUCUGGUAGGAAAGAACAUGCUAUUUAUUAUUUGAGCAAAAAGUUCACCAGUUGUGAAACAAGAUAUUCACUACUUGAACGAACAUGUUGCGCAUUGGCAUGGGCUGCUCGUCGGUUGAGACAAUACAUGUUAUGUCAUACAACUUGGUUGGUGUCUAAAAUGGACCCAAUUAAGUACAUCUUUGAGAAACCUGCUCUUACUGGAAGGAUCGCCCGUUGGCAGAUGUUGUUAUCAGAAUACGAUUUGGUAUAUGUUACACAAAAAUCCAUCAAAGGAAGCGCACUAGCAGAGUACUUAGCCCAUCAACCGGUAGAAGAUUAUCAAUCAAUGCAGUGUGAAUUCCCCGAUGAAGACAUAAUGAAUUUAGUUGAAGAGAUUGAAUCAUCUGAUAAAGAAAAGUGGAGGUUGGUGUUUGAUGGUGCUUCUAAUGCGUUAGGGCAUGGAAUUGGAGCCAUUUUGAUUUCUCCAGAAAACCAGUUCACUCCAUUUACGGCUAAGGUGUGUUUUUAUUGUACAAACAAUAUUGCUGAAUAUGAAGCAUGUGUUAUGGGCAUUAAAGCGGCUAUUGAAUCAAAUGUAAAAUUUCUUGAGGUAUAUGGAGACUCAUUGUUGGUCAUCCAUCAGACGAAAGGAGAUUGGGAAACGCGAGAUUCUAAAUUGAUUCCGUAUCACACCCAUAUCAAAGAAUUGACAGAACACUUUGAGAAGAUUACUUUUCACCAUAUCCCUCGAGAAGAAAACCAGUUAGCUGACGCCUUGGCCACUUUGUCGUCAAUGUUCAAAAUAACCACUAAUCAAGACGUGCCGGUCAUAAAGAUUCAACAAAGAGAAAAACCUGCAUAUUGCUUAUCAAUAGAAGAAGAGUAUGAUGGCAAACCGUGGUUUUAUGACAUCAAAUCAUAUGUUAAGAAUAAGGAAUAUCCAUUGGGUAUUUCAGAAAACGACAAAAGGAUUUUAAGGAGAUUGUCAAUGAAUUUCUUCUUAAAUGGCGAUGUGCUUUAUAAGAGAAAUCAUGAUAUGGUUCUCCUCAGAUGUGUGGAUAAAGCAGAAGCAGAGAAAAUUAUCCAAGAGGUUCACGAAGGUUCAUUCGGAACUCAUGCAAAUGGGCACACAAUGGCAAGAAAAAUCUUAAGGGCUGACUACUAUUGGUUGACCAUGGAAUCCGACUGCUUUAGUCACGUAAAGAAAUGUCAUAAAUGUCAAAUCUAUGCUGAUAAAAUACAUGUACCACCCACUUCUUUGAAUGUUUUAACAUCACCAUGGCCAUUUUCAAUGUGGGGAAUGGAUGUUAUUGGACUCAUCGAGCCUAAGGCUUCAAAUGGACACCGGUUUAUCCUAGUAGCUAUUGAUUAUUUCACAAAAUGGGUUGAAGCCGCUUCUUAUGCCAAUGUGACAAGAAGUGUGGUUGUCAGAUUCAUCAAAAGAGAAUUGAUUUGUCGAUAUGGAUUGCCAAAUAAGAUAAUCACUGAUAACGCGUCUAAUCUAAAUAACAAAAUGAUGAAAGAGUUGUGUGAUAAUUUCAAAAUUCAGCACCAUAAUUCUUCUCCAUAUCGUCUGAAAAUGAAUGGGGCUGUAGAAGCAGCAAAUAAGAAUAUCAAGAAGAUUAUACAGAAGAUGGUGGAGAUAUAUAAGGAUUUGCAUGAAAUGCUUCCCUUUGCAUUACAUGGCUAUAGAACCUCUGUUCGUACCUCAACAGGGGCAACUCAUUUCUCAUUGGUGUAUGGAAUGGAAGCGGUACUUCCCAUCGAAGUUGAAAUUCCCUCAAUCAAAGUCCUGAUGGAAACAAAACUAGAAGAUGCAGAGUGGGUUCAAUCACGAUAUGACCAAUUGAAUCUCAUAGAAGAAAAAAGAAUGAUAGCUUUGUGUCAUGGUCAGCUUUAUCAGAAAAGACUCAAAAAAGCCUACGAGAAAAAAGUCCGUCCUCGAGAGUUUCGAGAAGGAGAAUUAGUGUUGAAGAAAAUAUUGCCCAUAAAAAAAGAUUCUCGGGGAAAGUGGACUCCGAACUACGAAGGACCAUAUGUUGUGAAAAAAGCUUUCUCUGGGGGAGCUCUAAUACUCGCAGAAAUGGAUGGAGAUGAGCUUCCACUUCCAGUAAACUCAGAUGCAGUCAAAAAAUAUUAUGCUUAA